This is a messenger RNA of Ogataea angusta, 417 nucleotides long. RefSeq lists its product as uncharacterized. Lineage: Eukaryota; Fungi; Ascomycota; Pichiomycetes; Pichiales; Pichiaceae. The record is from RefSeq and is a predicted model, not a curated record. The transcript has a single exon. The coding region runs from base 1 to 417 and encodes 138 amino acids.
AUGUCAGACGAAUGGAUAAGCCUCUUGGGAAAGAACAUUGAGCCAGUUUUGCUUCAAAGGUUUGGCUUGGACAUCAAUAGCGCAACAAAAGUGGUACUCAGAGACUGCGAAAUUUACAACUUCUACGAUGCCGGGGUCAGCUUCGUUAUAAUCAAUAAUAAAGUAGACAGUAUUGAUUUUUUCUUCAGGAACAAGUCGUUCAGACCAUGUCAAUUGGCUCUGCCUUAUGAACUCGAUUCGGGGUUUAGCGGAAAGUGUUUGCUGGAGGUAUUGGGAGAGCCAUCGGAAAAGGGUGGGGGCACUUCAUCAAACAUCAAUAUUUGGCUCAGGUGGAAAAAUCUACAGGUCGAGCUUGACGACAAGAGCUGGGAGACGGCUAAAGACGCAUUAAUGAAGUCGCUUACGAUAUUCAACUAA